AUGUCUAACAUGUGGACUUUCAUUUUUGUUUUGGUUGCAAUAAUCGCGGAAGUAUACUCCCGAUAUAUCCCAGACUUUGAUACAACCCACCGUCUUCAAGUAGAAAAAGGGCAAUAUGUGGAAAUAGAAUUGGACCUUUAUAUGGACUCUGACUUACCUGGAGCACCUUGUGCUGAUGAGGAAUAUCUUGAGAUCCGUGAUGGGUAUAAUCAGUCUGGAAAUCUUUUGGGUGUAUUUUGUGGAAGAUACAUUAGUGACGUUACUGUACGAUCCAGUGGACAUAACGUGUGGUUAAGAUUUUCACCUCACCGUAGACACCAGCAAUGGAGCAGUUAUGAGGGAAAAGUACUAAAUGCAACAGUUCCCACCGACCUAGAAAACGUUGCAAAGACUCAGUUUGUCCUGCUCAACCAUUUGUCAUCUCUGUGGUGCCCGGCGAAAGGUGGACCAGCUCCUCACAUUGUUUGGAGAAAGAAUGACGCUGUUGUGCAAAACAGCACUAGUGUGCGACUUCAAAUUAAUGUCACUGAAGAAGAAAGAAAUACAAAUUACAGUUGCGAAGUGGACGACCAUGGCCAGUUGAAGAGGAAAAACAUCAGUCUUGUUGUCGAGA
Messenger RNA from Pocillopora verrucosa, 613 nucleotides. The record is from RefSeq and is a predicted model, not a curated record. NCBI's taxonomy places the organism in Eukaryota, Metazoa, Cnidaria, Anthozoa, Scleractinia, Pocilloporidae.